Condylostylus longicornis is the source of this 513-nucleotide messenger RNA. RefSeq lists its product as uncharacterized. The coding region runs from base 1 to 513 and encodes 170 amino acids. NCBI's taxonomy places the organism in Eukaryota, Metazoa, Arthropoda, Insecta, Diptera, Dolichopodidae. The record is from RefSeq and is a predicted model, not a curated record. The transcript has 2 exons.
AUGGUUAGAUCGGACAAUAAUUCACUUAUUAAUGAAUAUAAUGAGUUGGCGAAUGAAUUCAAAAAUAAAUCCAAUGAGGCAUAUGAUAUUUAUAUCCAAAAUAUAGGCAGCUCGAUUUUGGGGAACCCGAAAAGAUUUUUUGACUUUGUUAACUCCAAACGUAAAUCGUCGGGAUAUCCGAGCUCCAUGAGCAAGAACGGGUUUAUAUCAUCUUCUAACUCUGAGAUGUGCAAUUUUUUUGCUGAUAAUUUUCAACAAACUUAUAGAUUAGAUUAUUUUUCUAAUUAUGUCUAUACGCCCACUAGUAUAGAUAAUGGUCAUCCACUUUUUAAAGAUAUUCAUCUUUCAGUUGACAACGUGCUUCAGGGUAUUUGUGACUUAGAAACCAAUAAAGGACCUGGACCGGACCUUAUACCGCCUAUACUUCUUCAUAACUGUAGAUACAAUUUAUCAUAUCCGCUUACUUUGAUUUUUAACAAGUCAUUAUCCUCUGGUUUUUUCCCUUCAAUAUGA